AUGAUGGGCGCGUUCGCCCGCUUGGUCGUCGCCGCGCUGUGCGUUUACGGUUCGUCGAGCGAGGACGCGUCCGCGUUCGCGGGCGAGGGCGGCGACGACCGGGGCGGCCUGCGCGAGGUGGAUUACGCGCUCAUCGCCGCCGCCGCCGAGGGCGACGCGGCCAUGGCGCGGCGCGUGCUCGAGGCCGGCGCCGACGCCCGGGCCGCGACGGAGGACGGCGAGACGGCGCUCCACACCUGCGGCAUCAGCGGCUCCGCGGACGUCGCGCGGCUGCUACUGGCCGCGGGCGCGGACCCGGACGCGCGCGUGACCGCGCCGCGGGGCCUGAAGAUGACGCCGCUGACCUGGUUCGCCUACGGCCUCCACGAGGCCGGCGCGCGCGCGCUCCUCGACGGCGGCGCGACGCUCAACCUCGUCGUCGACGACGAGCGGGGGGACCGGCUCACGGCGCUCGACAUCGCGAGCCGGCUGACGGAGGGCCACGAGCUCGUCGCCCUCUUCCGCACGCGCGGCGGCAAGCGGUACGAGGAGCUCGACAACGUCGAGCGCGAGGCCUACACGGUCGGCGGCGACGUCGCGCCCUUCGAGUAG
Molecule: messenger RNA, 591 nt
Organism: Aureococcus anophagefferens
Lineage: Eukaryota; Pelagophyceae; Pelagomonadales; Pelagomonadaceae
Exons: 1
Coding region: 1-591 (196 amino acids)
Molecular function (GO): protein binding
Source: RefSeq, a predicted model, not a curated record